This is a messenger RNA of Umbelopsis ramanniana AG, 770 nucleotides long. RefSeq lists its product as uncharacterized. Bases 69 to 671 code for a protein of 200 amino acids. Lineage: Eukaryota; Fungi; Mucoromycota; Umbelopsidomycetes; Umbelopsidales; Umbelopsidaceae. The record is from RefSeq and is a predicted model, not a curated record. The transcript has a single exon.
AGUACUCACUGCGUAACAGUAUUUCCCAGUUAGCUGCAUUGCUGAUAUCCAGUGCUCCGCCCGCUGCUAUGUCAAUAUUCGAGAUUGUAUGGUAUCGUACCGUGAAUCCCCUUGGUUUGGUCAUUAUUUUUGGAUUUGUGAUCUCGGCUGUCAUUUCUGUCAUCGAUGGAAACCCACGCGUACUGUUGCUGAGAGAAUCCAUCGUCACUUGUGCGACUGGCGUACUGUUCCUUAUGUCGAUGAUUCCCUUUCACUACAAAAAAUGGACGAACAAGCCACUGAUCUAUGGCGUCACCAAGCAAAUGAUGUCUCUACUUCCGCCAGUGAAGUAUGUCUACCAAGGAGAAGUGAUUGAGGAGUCGAGGUUGGAGUUUUGCUGGAAGUGGAGCCCAGUGUUCAAGCGAGGCAUGCUUACUAUGAAUGCAGCUUGGGGUGUUAUUCUGAUCCUGGAGUUCGUGGCCAAGCUCGCCAUGUACUUUAGUUCACUGACGGUGGAUCAAAUGGUUAUGUACGGUAAUAUCAUCCUUGGCGUGACACUGGGAUGUAUGGGACUGUUCAACGCAGUUUACGGCAGAAUCAUCAGGCUGCGCUCCAUGGAAGAGUGCAAAGUAGUUCAGAAGCGGCUCGAAGAGGAAGCAGAGCAACAACAUGUAUAUGUCGAUGAGGCCUAGUCCAAGGUUUUUCAUUAUUAAUAGAUUUCAUCCGUAAUUCAAAACAGAGUUAUAGGUAUUUUGUAAAAUAAAUCAAUAGUCCAAGUAUGUGUGUGAAAC